Molecule: messenger RNA, 3782 nt
Organism: Urocitellus parryii (Arctic ground squirrel)
Lineage: Eukaryota; Metazoa; Chordata; Mammalia; Rodentia; Sciuridae
Gene: Stx3
Product: syntaxin 3
Biological process (GO): intracellular protein transport; exocytic insertion of neurotransmitter receptor to postsynaptic membrane; vesicle fusion
Cellular component (GO): plasma membrane; postsynapse; SNARE complex
Molecular function (GO): SNAP receptor activity; SNARE binding
Source: RefSeq, a predicted model, not a curated record
AGCGCUCGGCGGCGGCGGGGGCCGGAGGAGGCGGCGCGGCGGAGCCUCGGUGGCCUGGGACGCUCCUCCUAGCGAGGGCCGCCGCCCGCCUCCGCCUGGAGCUCCCUCGCCCCGGCCGGGACCGGCCGCCACUUCCGGCGGUUCCCCUGGGACGCGCUCACCUGGGACGCGUUACCUGCCUCCGGGCACCUGGGCUCCAGGAUGAAGGACCGGCUGGAGCAGCUGAAGGCGAAGCAGCUGACACAGGAUGAUGAUGCCGACGAGGUGGAGAUCGCUAUUGACAACACAGCUUUCAUGGAUGAAUUCUUUUCUGAGAUCGAGGAGACUCGGCUCAACAUUGACAAGAUCUCAGAGCAUGUGGAGGAAGCAAAGAAACUCUACAGUAUCAUUCUGUCUGCACCAAUUCCAGAGCCAAAAACCAAGGAUGACCUUGAGCAGCUCACAACCGAGAUCAAGAAAAGGGCCAACAAUGUCCGGAACAAACUAAAGAGUAUGGAGAGGCAUAUUGAAGAAGAUGAAGUCCGCUCAUCAGCAGACCUUCGGAUUCGGAAAUCUCAGCACUCCGUCCUCUCUCGGAAGUUUGUGGAGGUGAUGACCAAGUACAAUGAGGCUCAGGUGGACUUUCGUGAACGCAGCAAAGGGCGAAUCCAGCGGCAGCUUGAAAUUACUGGCAAAAAGACAACGGAUGAGGAGCUGGAGGAGAUGCUAGAGAGUGGCAACCCUGCCAUCUUCACUUCUGGGAUCAUCGACUCGCAGAUUUCCAAGCAAGCCCUCAGUGAGAUCGAGGGUCGGCAUAAGGACAUUGUGAGGCUGGAAAGCAGCAUUAAAGAACUUCAUGACAUGUUUAUGGACAUCGCCAUGCUGGUGGAGAACCAGGGCGAGAUGUUAGAUAACAUAGAGUUGAAUGUCAUGCACACAGUGGACCAUGUGGAGAAGGCACGAGACGAAACUAAAAGAGCUGUGAAGUAUCAGGGUCAGGCCCGAAAGAACCUGAUUUCACUCCAGCCUGGUGGGACCACUUUUAUCUUCAGAUGGGAAUGGAGUCUGAAUGGCCUUCCUGAGAGCAAAGGGAACCCGUUCCUUUGUUUCCUUGUAACCAUCCUUGGACCUGACUCAGCAAUCAAUCUAGCCCUGGAGGAAUCUAACCUACCUGAUGCAACCCCCAAGUUCUCCUCAAAACCAACUCCUGCCCCAGCAACUGAAGUACCUUUCCUCCUGGACCGUAUGAACUGACCCAGCUUUUUCCCUCCUGUGGUGUGUCAAAUUAUGCCUUGCACCUUGGAAAUCCCAUGUGAGACUAUCCCAAGGUGCUGCAUCUUCUACCUCAUGGAGUAUACUCCCAGAAAUUACAGUGUAUUUUUCUAGGGGAGUAUCUUUAACAAAGCAGAUGGAUUCUUCUAAAUUUGGCAACAAUAGGGUUUUGAUGGAGGACUUCUGCGUGGCAGGAUGCCAGUCCUGUGGGUCCUGAAAACAUGAGUGACUGGCAGAUGCCAUUUUGGUCCAAAAAGUUGACUUGCUUGAAAUUCAACUUCAAAUUAAGAUCAACCUGGGGGGCCAAUUUGGUCUUUCUUUAGGUUGUGUUCUCAUGUUUACUCAAAGAGGGACCAGGAUGAUAGUCAUCUGAGGUUGCCAUUUUCAAAGGCUGAGGAUUUCCAACAUUUGUUUCCCUAUGAAUUUUGGAAACUGGCUUUUCACCUUUGGAGUGACUCUUUGUGAAGCUGUUGCCCUGAGGCCAAAAUUAACCAGGGAUUUAAAAUUGGGCUGGGGACAAGGUGCUAKAGUCUCAGACUCUGAAAAGGUUUCAUGAGGCUGAGUGUUCAGUCACUCAUGUGUUCAGGUAUAUUUUUAAAAAUGUGUAUGUGAGAUGCAUGUACAUAUAUGUGUCUGUUUCUCAGGAAAUAGGAAACUAGAAAAGAAAGAUACUAUGACCUCAAAAAUUAAAAAAAAUUUUUUUUGAGCUAGACUAAAAAUUAGAUAAGUUGCAUUUGUUUACCUGCAAAUGAAUCAUUGUAGAAUUAUGAUCAUCUUAUGUCAUCAACAAAGUUGUUUUCUAGAAGAGAACUGGGAGAAUCAAAUGAGAUAUUCAGACUGAGGACUGAGUUGAUUUCUGGUUUCUGUGCAGCAGGUAAAGGUGUAAUAGUUUGACACCUUUCCCUGUCUGCUGCCUCCACUAGGCUUUCAUUGAGAACAUCCCACAGCAAUCCACAUGACCUAUGGGAUGUCCUGUCUUGGAUGGAGUUAGUUGGGAGAGACCUGAGACUACCUGCUACUGGGUGAAUGUGCUUGACAGGUUCUUUGUUUUCCCCAGUUCUUGUCACAGAGGAAGCAACAGCCAGGAAAUUUUCGUAUAGUGACUACUAAGCUGUAGGUAGCCCCUUAGAUCCCUGCCAGUCUCCCUGAUUUGGGGUACUAGCUGUAUUUCAGCUUUGACAGUAAUGCUUUCUAAGGCAGAGAAAGCACCCUGAUCCAGGCACUGCCUAUUAGCUUCCUGUGCAAAGGCUCCUCACUUCUCACUACCCAGCACUCAAACAGAGCCACAGGGAUGCCCUUCUCCCCAUGGCUAUGAGGUUAGAAGACAGGCUGUAAUCUCAGGCCUUUACUAUCAUCUGAGACUGAGGCCUGGGGCUUUAAGUUUGGAAUGCAACACAUGAAGGGUUUUUGUAUUUUUUUAAAUGUAAAUUUGAUUAUUUUAUUGUUAAUUUAAAAAUAAAUGACUUUCUAAUGAUUGCAAAACAGUUCUGUCUCUUAUCUCCCUGCAAACACUUGGUGAUCUGGUGCCACCAUGUGGUGGUUUUUGUUCAGGUUUUAGGACUCUGAUGGUUUAGAAAGUUCAAUUUUUUGAAAGUAGCUUCACUCCCAAAGAAUGCGGUGUAACUGUACUUGAGUUUCAGAGUUGAGGUACUUCUCACAAAAGAAUUUGUUCACUCGUUCAGAGCACCCUGCUAUUUUUCUGUGAACACUCCGGGUUCCAGAAGCCAGAUCCAUCACUCUUCCCUUCUGCUGCUCCUUUUCCCUUUGUACCCUCCUCCAUGUUCAGAGGCACCUGUCUUCCUUUAGUCAGAACUGUCUCCUUCACAGUGAUGUCAUUGCUCAUGUGCUUUUUCUUUCCUUGUCUGGAUGAGCAGAAGAAGAUCAUGAUCAUGAUCUGCUGUGUUAUCCUUGUGAUCAUCUUGGCUUCCACCAUUGGGAGCAUAUUUUCCUGAAAAAGGUGAGCUGUCAUUGGGGAGGAGGGUCAGGUCUGCUUUCACUAAACACUCUUGUGUUUGGGAGCAUUCACUGUUUGUUGCCAGUUUCCCUAAUCUGUGUGUGAUGAGGUGCUAGAAUAGGUAAAGAGUAAACUAAGGAAAAGGAUGUUUCAGAUAAAAAUGAGUGGAGCUGGUAGCAGUCAGUGGGAGAGCAAGGAAGAAAGGAGGCAGAAAUCUGUCCCAUAACUGCACCUAGGAGCAGAAUGCUUUGUACAGGUCAAAUUGUUGAUUCCUGCUGUAAAAAUUGAGCCUUGGUGUCUGGGAAUGGCAGAAUGAGAAAGAAUUAGCUCUUGCAUUAGGUGGACCCUGAACUGGGGUUAGGAUAAGUUAGUGUAACCUUGUGAAUACUGUCUUACCCCUACUGAAGAGGGAGUUGUUUGAAAAUAAAAUACCAUGCUCUACAAUCUAUGAUUUUCCCCCCUCCAUUCUUCUGUUAUUUCCUUCUGCCCUCACAGAUGGAUCUUCGUGGCAUUUCCAAUCCUUCUCCCACCUUUGUGGGGUCAUCACUUCUCCACUGCAGACUCCUCAUCAGCUACA